Chrysoperla carnea is the source of this 1096-nucleotide messenger RNA. Its product is annotated as ras-related protein Rab-30-like. The record is from RefSeq and is a predicted model, not a curated record. Gene Ontology annotation, molecular function: GTPase activity; GTP binding. Gene Ontology annotation, cellular component: trans-Golgi network. NCBI's taxonomy places the organism in Eukaryota, Metazoa, Arthropoda, Insecta, Neuroptera, Chrysopidae. Bases 74 to 685 code for a protein of 203 amino acids. The transcript is spliced from 4 exons.
AACAUAUUGAAUUUUAUAACUAGAAAUUUUUAAAAAUAUGUGUCGAUAGAAUUUUGAUGUAUUUUUAAACAUUAUGGAAGAUUACAAAUUCCUUUUCAAGGUUGUCCUUGUUGGGAAUGCUGGUGUUGGUAAAACAUGUUUAGUGAGACGUUUUACUCAAGGAUUAUUUCCACCUGGACAAGGUGCUACUAUUGGUGUUGAUUUUAUGAUUAAAACGGUUGAAGUUGAUAAUGAACGAGUUAAAUUACAAAUAUGGGAUACUGCAGGUCAAGAACGAUUUCGAUCAAUUACCCAAAGUUAUUAUCGUUCAGCACACGCAUUAAUAUUAGUUUAUGAUAUAUCAUGUCAACCGACAUUCGAUUGUUUACCUGAUUGGUUACGUGAAAUUGAAGAGUAUGCUAGUGCAAAAGUAUUAAGAAUAUUAGUAGGCAAUAAAAUUGAUCGUGAAGAUCGAGAAAUACCAACUCAUGUGGGUGAGGAUUUUGCACAGGCACAUAAUAUGUAUUUUCUUGAAACAUCUGCUAAGGAAGCGGAAAAUGUUGAGCGAUUAUUUAUGGAAAUAGCUACAGAAUUAAUGGAGCAAGCACGAAGUAAAGACUUACCACGUUAUAAUACGGAUUCAACUUCAAUAAAUGGACGUACUACAUCCAUAGGUGAUAGUAGUUGUUGCAGUAAAAUGUCGUAAAAAAUAAUUUUAUUUAAUUUAGUCAUAAACUUAAUUCAAAACAAACGGUAUUUUAAUAAAAAAGACAAAUAUGACAAACACACGAGGUGAAAGUAUUGGCAGGGCAUUUGAAUAAUCAUUAAAAAAAAGUGUCUUCAACUAAUUCAACUGAGUUUUGGUUCGAGUUUAAAUGAGUCUGAUAUUUGUUUAGUUCUUAUCAUCUCUAUAAAUAGUUAGAAUAACGAAGUCAUUAAAAUAAUUUUUAAAUUAUAAAAUCAGACUAUAAAUAAACUGGACCAAUGUCGGUAUUUUGUAAUUAAGCAAUACUGUAGAUCCAUUUGAAAAAUUAUAUAGCUUUUUUAGUAUGGAUUUCUUGAUCUAUUUUUGUCUAUCUAUUAUCGAGUAGUAAAAGCUAGAUAACAUGCAAGUAUU